This is a messenger RNA of Glarea lozoyensis ATCC 20868, 261 nucleotides long. RefSeq lists its product as uncharacterized. Bases 1 to 261 code for a protein of 86 amino acids. Lineage: Eukaryota; Fungi; Ascomycota; Leotiomycetes; Helotiales; Helotiaceae. The record is from RefSeq and is a predicted model, not a curated record. The transcript has a single exon.
AUGACGUCCCAAAACCGAUCAGCGCCAACCUUAGUAUCAUUGAACGCGAGGGAAGCACCACCAAUAAUGCUAUCCUUAAUACGCUCUGGCGGUAAGAGAAAGAAUGACCGCAUAGUUCCAAGAACCACUUCCACUGAGAGCCCAGUACAGAUCAGAGUUCUUAGAUGGAGUUGCGACCAGAUGGCGUCCGUCCAUGGUAAUAACUUCCCACUCAAGAGCAUUAUCAGUAACCAGCCAUGGCUCGUGGAGAGAAUCGAAUGA